AUGUACAAAGCCCAUACUUGUUUGUGGUCAAUAAGUGACGAGGCAUAUCAUAAUAAACAAAUGCGCAAUAAUGCGUUAAAUUCAAUGCUGCCGGCAUUUAAAGAAAUUAAUCCAGAUGCAACUAUAGCCACAGUGGCUAAAAAAAUUAAAAGCAUUAGGAGCGUUUUUAACAAGAAGGUUAACAAGAUAAAAGCUUCUAUGCGCUCGGGCUGUAGCGUCUACAAGCCAAAACUCUGGUACUUCGAUCAUCUUAAAUUUUUAGAUGAUCGACACUACCCAAACAUGAGGUCUCUGUGCAUAAGUUCAGAAGAGCAUUUAGAAAUUGAUGAAAUGCCGACGACCUCGUUUCGUCGUAAGGAAACAAAACGAGACCAGUUGACAGACAAACUUCUACAACACAUGAAUAAAAUAGAACAGGAAAAAUCUCGAGAAAUGAAAAUGGCAGAAAUUUCGGAAAAACUCUCGAAUUGA
This is a messenger RNA of Ctenocephalides felis (cat flea), 471 nucleotides long. RefSeq lists its product as uncharacterized. The record is from RefSeq and is a predicted model, not a curated record. Lineage: Eukaryota; Metazoa; Arthropoda; Insecta; Siphonaptera; Pulicidae. The transcript has 3 exons. Bases 1 to 471 code for a protein of 156 amino acids.